CGAUUUAGAUCUAGAUCUAUAUGUUUCCUUUACAUCUUGAGUUAGAAUCUUGUAUGAAUUCUUUCAGAUUUAGAUUCUAGGUCUAGUGACUGUAAUUGAGAGAACAUAUUGGAAGAAUGUCUAUUAUUGUUGUCAUUUUCUCUGUUUUCAUCUGUCAUAUCUCAAGUACUGACGUUAUGCUUCAAUAUGAGGCGAGUGAAGUCACUGGAGAUCAAAUGCCUGACCAGGUCAAUGUAACUUUUAGCACAGAAACAAAAUCUCUAACCAAACUUAAUCUCAGACGCUCGCGACAUUUUAACCUCGAUAUUCCUUUGUAUACUUUAGACACCGACCAGGAAGGAAUUUUCCAUAGACAUAAAGUGAAAACCAGACCCAAAAAGGAUCUAGGUUUCUACCAAGAUAUUACAAACAAGGCUGUUUUUCGCAUCCAAAGGUCUUCAGAGAAAUCGACGUACAAGAAAUCUAAAUUUAAUUUGGUCAGUUUUCCACAAUCGACGUUUUCUGGGAGGAAUUAAAAUAGUUUAAACUUCAUGGACAGGGGCUCCUCUGCCUGGGGCGGUGCCCAGUCGCUAUGCAAUUUCCUGCAUAAUCAGCUUCUCUUAGCGGCUAAAUAUGUAUCUCGUACUAUGUAAUAGUAAUACAAUUAAGUGAAAAAUAAAUU
Biomphalaria glabrata is the source of this 661-nucleotide messenger RNA. RefSeq lists its product as uncharacterized. NCBI's taxonomy places the organism in Eukaryota, Metazoa, Mollusca, Gastropoda, Planorbidae. Bases 117 to 515 code for a protein of 132 amino acids. The record is from RefSeq and is a predicted model, not a curated record. The transcript is spliced from 4 exons.